GCUCUCUCGAUUUGCCUCUCACCCAGCGCAGAGAGAACUCGUGCCUGGGAGACUGAAAGGGUGGCCCCCUUUCUCCCCAAGCUCCAGAGCUAAACAUUGGGACUGGCGAGGGGUGGUGACCCCUGGGAGGUCCUUGGUUUCUCUGUCUCCCGGGCUAGCUAUCCCCAUAGACAUUGGAUUGGGAGGAGAGUAGACUGCCCCGUCAACUGUUAUCUAGCUAGACCCAGCACCAGGAGGCAAGGACAGCCCUGUGCACUGCUUACCCACCCUCAGAGCUCUAGCGUUGGGAGAAAUAAGGGACAUGAAUUGCUAUAGCGCUGGUGCUGCUCCUUCUUCACAGUUAGUGGGAAUAGCCUUGGCUGAAGGGAGGGGCUGUCCCCAUGCCUGCCUGAAAAAACAAGGAUUGUGGGAGAGACUCGGCAGAGAUAGAAGUGCAAGGGUAGAGCAAACGAGCGGGACCAGGAUUUGGGUUUUAACCAGUUCUUGGUUUCGGUGCACCCUCUUACUGAGUGGAAUAGCACAGUUUGUGUGUUUGGAAGGGGGUUGUUUUAGACUUACCAUGCACACUUUUUGAUAAUAGGUAUUUUUACAUGUUUUGUUUUUUCUUCUAAUGUAUUUUUCUUCUACCAUCCUAUCAUGGCUCUGUUUGUCCCUCUUUCUCCUUCUCUCUGGUGUGAUAUUAAGAUGUUUUAAUCAUUUCUGAUGCUUCUGGAUGCAGAGGAGGAUUCUUCAGUUCGUAGCCCAGGUUCUAAUCAUGAUGCUGAUCUCUCUACAGUAGCUAGCGUUUACUGUAGCCCACAAGAUACCCCCACUAUUUAUUUUCCUCAGCCAGUGUUUCAACUUGUGCUUAGCAUAAUGUCUCAGAACAAAUUCUAAAUUCCCACUUUUGAUUUUAUCAUGGAUAUGGAUUCUAUUUGCCAUUUUUAAACAACUAAUUGGUAAGUAUUUGAAUUUACAUUCACCAAACUGGGUUUUGGGGUAGCAUACAGUCCUUUUGCUGACACUUUCAGGUAGGGUAAAGUUUCACAAUAUCAAAUCCAAGUUAUUUGCUCUGCUAAAGUGCUUAUGGUACUCUAAACUAAAUGAAUUGUGAAGGUAUGAAAGUUCUCUACUUUUGUUAGGUACAUAGGAAUAUUGGAAUCUAAGUGCCCCUACUUUAACUUCUUUGUGAAUAACAAAGAUGUAGAAUAAUGUAUGUAGAAUAGUGCACACACAUCCAUGUUGGAUCACUGUCGAGCCAGGGGCAGAUUGUUUGAUUGGAUAAUGAAUCUAGCCAUAGUAUCACCGUAUGUCAGGAACUAUUUUAGCAUAGCAGAGUGCCUUUAGUCUACAGUGAGCUGAUGAUUGGGCAUGGUAACAUUGUUCUACAACGUCAUCAUGGAUUAGGCUACCAGGUAACACAUGAUUUGGCCUCUGUGUGUGUCACACUAACUCUGCCCAUCAAGUGUGUGUUCAAUAGCAUCUGGGUGGUGUUUCUAAAACCUGUUAUAUCAUGUCCAUUAGUCUGGCUAACACACAACUCUCAAAGUCCUCCUGACUUCAGUCUGGAAUGGCUCUUUGAUGUCGACACAAUGCUUCGAUAAUGAAGAGGGCUGUGCUUUUACUUGUUGGUUCUCUUCCGUAUUAUUCUCACUCAAACACCCACAUGCAUGGCCACACAGCCCCCCGAGCGCUGCCCCUUCCAUUACAAUGGUGGUAUUUUAAAAACAACGAGAGGUCUCGACCUCUGAGGGGAAAAAAUAACAUUUGAUUGAACCAAUCAAAGCCAUCGCUCAAUUUCUGAGUGAAUAUUGCAUUAACGGCCUUCUUUCCAGACCAGUGUACAACAGCUGUCCCUGUGCUGUGAGUCAUGUGGGUCAUGCCAGCCAGGCUACAUUUCCCCCUCACAAAGCCAAUCCCUCUUUAUGUUUUUGUAUUGGGGUGAGUCUUGUUUGGGUGUUGUUUUUAAAAUACUGUUAUUAGUUGUAGAUUUAUUUCCCCCAGGAUACCUUUGCCUUACAUUCCCCACUCUGCUCAGGGCAUUGAAGGACUUUUACUACAUUGUCAAUUGUUUCCCCCAAUGUUGUUGAAGAGACACACAUACUUAUUAAAACACAUUUAAGAUCUAUCAAAAAGCAGGGUCGUUUGUUGAUAUAGAUUGCCCUUGUCCUAAAGAGUCAGAGUAUGACCAUGUUAUACACCAUCACACAUCCUUUUUAAAGUUGUAAUCAUCCCUAUGCACUGAAAACUUUGUUUAUUGUAUGGAUGAUCUUGCUGGAUGUUAAAGUUAUUACAAAAUUGCUGUAGAGGAGCAUCAACAAUUGGUUUGAGCAGCAUGAUGCAUCCCUAAUAAAACACAUUUCUCUAGGCCCUGUUCAGGAGGGUGCAAUGUUACAGAACGUUCAGAUAGAAAUGUAUUGUGUAGAACUAAUACAGUGGUAUUUCAAGUAGAGGAUUGGAAUUGUCUGCACUAUAUGUUACAUUUCUAUUUGUAACAUUUGUUGAGUCUCCCCUCAUUGAAUACAGCCCUAGUAUCUAUUGUCAACCCACAAAGUGGGACGUUUCAAAGGGCUUCCAAUAGUUGAGCACAAACAGAACGCUGCUCUGAAAGUGCUCUGCUCAGCUCACUCCCUCAAUCUGAUGUUGAAAGGUGGUGUGAAAUUGUUUUUAGAUUGUCUUCUAACAGAGAAAUGUAACAAAAAAUACAUUUAUAUUAUCAAUAAAACUAAACAGCAAAGUUGUGCUCUGUGAACAGAAAAGUUCCUAUCAAAUCUAUAAAUUUCAGGAGAAACCUAGCCUUCUAUCAGGUAACCUAAACCAUGGCAUCUGCUAGUACUCUGUACACUAGACAAAACAAUAAACCUUCUUUGUACCUUCUCAAUGUUUGCAAUACCAGGCUUUUUUCACUGAGGGUGUCUGUACUGAACUGAUCUGUGUAAAUCUGUUACCCGCUGCCCCUCCAUGUAUAAAAGCCCCUGUGCAACGGCUCAGUAGUACUACUUGUAUUUUGGUUGUUUGAUUGUAUAUCGUAUGUUAAGUGACCAUUGUCUGUAUUACUUUUUAGGUGAAAUCAUGUUUGUCUUUUUUCUUAUGUCACCAUUCUUGUAAACAUCUCUUUCUGUCUGCAAUUAUUUAUCUCAUGUUAUCCUGACUAUAACACAGUAUCACCAAAAUUAAAGUACUUUUAAUUAUUUUCAGAUUUAUAUUGAGUAAAGUGUAUGUAAGAUGUUGUGACUGUAAUGUAAGCAAAAUACAAAGCAAAUACAAUUUAUACAGUUCUGUAAAAAAAAUGUUUUCUCAAUCUUUGCACUAAAUUGCAGUCAUAAUUUACUAAUUACAUAGAAUAGGGCGAUCAGAUAUUGUCAUAUUUCUGAUAAGCCAAUUUUCAGAUGUCUGAUUGUUUUAGACAGUAACAUGAAGUUGAUUUUGUACGUGAUUGAUGCUAUGCUUUAACACUACACUGUAAUUGUAACACUUAGAUGUGUAAGAUAUUUGACAGAAGUCCCGCAUUUCUCGUGUUUUUCCCACAUUGCUUUGCUGUGUAUAUAAUGCGCAUGCACGAGUUUUUUUCGCUUCCCUUUUAUGAAGAGAAGAGAAGAGCGAGUGAGUAUCUGGCAAGUCAUAUGAACAUAACCUGAAGAUUGUCGCCCUUGUUGGCGAGAUAACAUAGCAUUUGAGGCAUAUCUCCGAUUUAUAGUAAAUGUCGUUCGAUACACUCACAGGAUGGAUGACAAAAUGAUACAGGACACGUGAUCCAACAGAAUGGUCUCUUCAGUGCUGAGCAACAAUACACUGCUUUGCAAUAGGAGUGCCCUGGGCGGUCUCAUGUUUUCAUAGUAAAUUGACUACAAAGAUGGCACUGGAUUCCUUGUGAAACUACAGUACAAAUGUAUAUGAGCAUUUCCUAUCCCUUUGUCCAAUGACAAAUGUUUGGGGAAAACACUACAAAGUAUGUAAUUUUGAGUGACUGAUUAUUUCAGAAAUGUGUUUUGUCUGAGUGUUGUCUUGAAUAGAACAUUAUGGAAUUGAAUUUCUUGUGCCAGUUAAGGUUUCACAAACUCAAUUGAAAUGCAUCUAGGGAAUUGUAUUGUUAAAUUCAGUUGCUUUGCUAGUAAAUCAAGGUACGUUUUUUUUUUGUUGGAAAAGGUUAACUAUGGUAGCAUGAGAUGUUGAGUGGCCAGGACCAACGUUUGCAUACACACAAUACUAUGCAAUGAGAGGAAAUGCAAAAUGCAGCUUUCCUUACAAUGUUACUAUGGACUAAUUCACUUUAUUCAGAGACUUUUGUCUGAUGCAACAUGGUGAAAUGUUAAUAUAUAUAAAUCAUGUAGAUUCCAAUAAUGAAGUUGGCAGGGGGUGCACUCUAGUGUGAAGUAUGCAAAAAUUGUGUUUGCUACACAUAAUGUACAGUAGGCCUACAGCGAAUGAGUUAAUGCAUGUGAUUGAACAUAUGGUCUACACCACAGGUGUCAAACUCAUUCCACGUGGGGCCGAGUGUCUGUGGGUUUUCGCUCCUCCCUUGUACUUGAUUGAUGAAUUAACAUCACUAAUUAGUUAGGAACUCCCCACACCUGGUUGUCUAGGGCUUUAUUGAAAGGAAAAAACAAAAACCUGCAGACACUAGGCCCUCCGUGGAAUGAGUUUGACACCCCUGGUCUACACAGUACAAAAUGGUCAAGCCACGUUCCCCGGAAGUGCCUGAAGAAGGGGGCGAUUAUAUUGGUCCCGUGAAUAUUUGUGGGUGAUUGUGCUGGGUUGAUGGAGGCGAAGACCAAUUAGCGUCACCGCAGCAACAUUAAGACUUCCGCGGUUACGAUUUUGUCUUCAAAAUAAACGUGGAAACGUAUAUGAUGCGAAAUAAAUCAUUUUUGCGGCUUUGCAUAAUGUUAAAUUACAACUACAUCGGGGGAAAAUCUCAACUAAAGACAUUUACUAUAUAUGAGAUAAAUAGUAUAAGGUGGAGCACAUUUUGACAUGGUUGUAGCUUAAGUAAAUUAAUAUAAAGAAAAUAUUCUACAGACCGUACUCAUCUAGCAUUAGUCGACUAUAUUGAACAAAAAUAUAAAUGCAACAUGUCCCAUAUUUCAUGAGCUAAAAUAAAAGAUCCCAGAAGUUUUCCAUGAGCACAAAAAGCUUCACGUCUCUGUUAGUGAACAUGUAUCUUUUGCCAUCCACCUGACAGGUGUGGCAUGUCAAGAAUCUUAUUAAUAAACAGCAUGGUCAUUACGCAGGUGCACCUUGUGCUGGGGGACAGUAUAAAGCCACUAAAAUGUGCAGUUUUGUCACAUACCACAAUGCAACGGAUGUCUCAAGUUUUGAGGAAACGUGCAGUGGGCAUACUGGACUGCAGGAAUGUGCCCCAGAGCUGUUGCCAGAUAAUUUAAUGUUAAAUUAUCUACCAUAAGCUGCCUACAAUGUUGUUUUAGAGAAUUUGCAGUACAUCCGACUAGCCUCACAACUGCAGACCACGUGUAACCACGCCAGCCCAGGACCUCCAUGUCCGGCUUCUUGUAUUCCACAAUAUUUUGGCAUUGUAGCCAAUGUAAAAGGCCAGCAACACUUAGUAUUAUUCAGAGCCCUGUGAAAUGACACCAUAUAGAUUCUACAGACCCUACUGAGUACUCCCCACCCCACUUUUACAUUGACACAAAUACAUGUUUUCCUGUACAGUGGUAUCUAUAUUUGUACCUAAUACAGUGUCCAGGCACCUCCUUUUAAGCUGUUUGACCACAGUAAAUGGCAAGCAGCACUCCAUAUUAUUCAGAGCCCCAUGAAAUAACACCAUAUAUAGAUUUUAAAAACCUUAUUGAGUAUUCCAACCCCACUUUUACAUCACUUUUACAUCGGCACCUAGAAUACUUUUUUGCUCUAUAAACCAAUAUUUAUUCAAUAUCCAGUGAUUUGCAUUGGGGUUAUUUAUUUGACCUUGGAACAUGUUUUAAAACUCACAUUUAAUGCAAAUGGCACUUAAAUAUGAACAAAUAUUAGUCAUUGUUUACGUUUAGACAAUAAUUGUACAUAAAUCAUUAAUAAUACAGGAUAAUGACACUUUUAUACUAUUACGUGGGGGAUUUUUCUUCUGAAAAUGUCCGAAAUUCCGUGACCCAGAAGUCCUUUCUCAAUGUUGCUGACGAGACACUGAUUGGAGUUGGGACGUGGAAUUUCAGUGAAUCUGCAGCCCAGAGCUAUUGCCUUCUCGCAAAUAAUAAUACAAUAAGAAAAGGGAACAAACGAGUGAUCACAGUAUUUGUCGUCUGUCUGUACUGUAUAUGUGUGCUCAUGUUAUAAGAGCGAACAGAAUUUAGAAGAUGAAGCUCAAAGAGAUCAACCGCACAGCUAUCCAGAGCUGGAGCCCAGCACAGCACCAUCCUGUGUACCUGGCAGCAGGUACAUCAGCCCAGCAGCUGGAUGCCUCUUUCAGUACCACUGCCUCUCUGGAGAUCUUUGAGCUGGACCUGGCUGAGCCUUCUCUGGACAUGAAGCUCCGCGGAGCAUACUCCUCCUCUCACAGAUACCACACGCUAGCGUGGGCUCCCCACGGCAUGGAUGCAGAGGGUCUCCCGUCCGGAGUGCUCAUUGCAGGGGGCGAGAAUGGUGAUGUCAUCUUGUACGACCCGGCCAAGAUCAUUGCUGGAGACAGUGAUGUUGUCAUCGCUCAGAGCGACAAACACAUCGGGCCGGUCAGGGCCCUUGAUGUCAACUCCUUCCAGACCAACCUGGUUGCUUCAGGAGGUAACGAAUCAGAGAUCUACAUCUGGGACCUGAACAACUUUGGCUCCCCGAUGACACCAGGCCCUAAAACUCAGCCUCUGGAGGACAUCAGCUGUGUGGCGUGGAACAGACAGAUCCAACACAUCCUGGCUUCAGCCAGCCCCAGCGGCCGCGCCUCCAUCUGGGACCUCCGCAAGAACGACCUCAUCAUCAAAGUCAGCGACCACAGCAACAGGAUGCACUGCUCUGGGCUGGAGUGGAACCCAGAGGUAGCUACUCAGCUGGUGCUGGCCUCAGAGGAUGACCGGAUGCCAGUGAUCCAGAUCUGGGACCUGCGUUUCACCGCUUCCCCUCUCAAAGUCCUGGAGAACCACACACGGGGUGUCCUGGCCAUCGCCUGGAGUUUGGCUGACCCUGAGCUGCUACUGAGCUGUGGGAAAGACAACAGAAUCCUCUGCUGGAACCCCAAUACUGCAGAGGUGCUGUAUGAGUUGCCUACCAGUACCCAGUGGUGCUUUGACAUCCAGUGGUGUCCCAGGAACCCAGCGGUGCUGUCGGCAGCAGCCUUCGACGGACACAUCAGCGUCUACUCCAUCAUGGGGGGCAGCAGCCAGACACAGGCAGACACAAUCAGCAUGUUGUUUGGCACCGUGGAUCCGUUUGGAAUAGGCCAGACCCUGCCCCCCCUGCAGCUUCCCCAAGCCUCCCCCUACACCAUCACCCCCCUCAAAAAGCCCCCCAAGUGGAUCCGCAGGCCCGUGGGGGCCUCCUUCGCUUUUGGUGGUAAGCUCGUGUCGUUGGAGAACAUUAAGCCCAGCCCCCAGCACCCUCAGCAGCCCACGGCCCAUGUGGUUCACGUCAGUCAGGUGAUCACCGAGACGACCUUCCUGGAGCGCUCGGCCCAGCUGCAGGCCACGCUGGCUGCAGGCAGCUUCACUGACUUCUGCAAGGAGAAGAUCGAUGCUGCCCAAAACGAGUUCGACAAGACCGUCUGGUCCUUCUUAAAGGUGAACUUUGAGAAUGAUUCUCGUGGAAAAUACCUGGAGCUUUUAGGAUACAAGAAGGAGGAGCUAGCAUCAAAGAUUGCAGCAGCAUUAAAGGGAAAACCUAUUCAGCCUGAGGAGGUACAGCCCCAGCUACAGCCUGUACCUGACCUCACCAACCUGCAGCCAGUACCCGGCUUUGUCCCGAUGCCAUCAGUCCCCACCCUGCAGCCUCUAGCCGACCCUGGACGACUCCGCUCUGCCGACCUUCCACCUGAUGACGCAUUUGACCUCAUCGCUGGUACAAAUCUCCAUCCAGCACUGGAACUGGAACUCAAACCUGCUCCAGAACCGGAAGAUCCGUUUGACCUCAUCGCUGCUGCAAACCUCAAGCAAAUAGCGGAACUGGACGUGACCAAGUCCCUGGAACCAGUGGAAGCAGAAGUGGACCUGACAGAGUCUCUGGAAGCAGAAGUGAACCUGGCAGAGUCUCUGGAAGCAGAAGUGAACCUGGCAAGGGAUUUGGCCCUUGAGGCUGAAGCUGAGCCCAAGGCCCAGGAAGAGAUGCCAGUAUUAGAAGAGAUUCCUCUGGAGGAGGAGGAGGCAGCACCAGUGGAAGUAGAGGCCAGCCUCCCUGAGGAAGCACCAGAACCAGCUCCAGUCCAAGAGGGCGUUAACCUCGGUGUCAGUCAAGGUAUGGACGGCCUGAUCACCCAGGCCCUGCUGACCGGGGACUUCGAGGGCGCCGUGGAACUCUGUCUCCAUGACAACCGCAUGGCCGACAGCAUCAUCUUGGCCAUCGCUGGAGGGGCGGAGCUUCUGGAGAAAACACAGAGGAAGUACUUCACCAAGACUCCCAGCAAGAUUACCAAGCUGAUCAGUGCAGUGGUGAUGAGGGACUGGCGUGAUGUGCUGCAGACCUGUGAGCUGCAUAACUGGAAGGAGGCUCUGGCUGCAGUCAUGACCUACGCCCAGCCUGAUGAGUUCUCCUCUCUGUGUGACCUGCUGGGCUGCCGACUGGAGGCUGUGGAGGACAACAUGCUGCAGGCUCAGGCCUGUCUGUGUUACAUCUGUGCUGGGAACUUGGAGAAACUGGUGUCCUGCUGGACCAGAGCACAGGACAGACACUGCCCUCUGUCUCUGCAGGACUUGGUAGAGAAGGUGGUGGUGCUCCGCAAGGCGGUAGAGCAGACCCAGGAGUCUGGUCCCUCUGCUGUGGGGCUUCUACUGGGGGAGAAGAUGAGUCAGUAUGCCAGCCUGCUGGCCUCCCAGGGCAGCCUCACCACCGCCAUCGCAUACCUGCCACAGAACACAAAGCAGGUUGCGGUGCAGCAGCUGCGUGACCGUCUCAGCAGAGCUCUGGGCCAACAGGCUCUAGCUACAGCCCCGGCUCCAGUAGCCCAGGGCCAGCCCCAACCCCCAACCCCCUUCUUCGCCCCCCAGCCCACCGAUGCCCAGUCCAGGCAGCUCUUCACCCCUGCCCAGCCUCCUAUGGUGCCCCAGCUGCCCGCUCCAGCACCAGCCCGUGUACCCGUCGCUGCCCUCGCAACACAUCAGUUUUACCAGCCGGUGAGGUCUGCCUCUACAGUGACCUCCUGGAGUAACCAAACUCCCACAGCUCUCCCCAGUGUCCCUCCUUCUCUAGGCCCUGUCACCACAGAGUCCAAGGCUGAGCCGACACCCCCCAUGUAUGGGACGCCUCCCCCUGGGUCAGCUGCCCCCCCAGCCUCCUCGGCCGCCGCAUACCCCCCCAUGUUCUCACAUCAGUACCAGUCCUUCCCUCCCGCCAGCCAGUACAACCCUGGCACUGGUGGCCCAGCUAUCUAUUCACCUCUUCAGUACUCUGCUCCUCCUCCUCCCUUCUCACCUCAAGCCCCAGCUCCAGGGUUCAUGCCCCAGUACACUCAACAACCCCUCUACCAGCCUCCUACCAUGGGCCAGCCUCUGUCUUCCGCUCCUCCUUCUCAUCCUCAUUUCUCUCCUACUUCCUCCUUCUCUCCUCCACUGUCCUCUGGAGCGUUUUUCCAACAUGGCGGGCCGGGGUCGCCUGCCUCGUACAUGCUGCCUCCUCCACCAACCGGAUCGUCAGAAGGAUAUAAUCCAGACAGUACCUGUUUCAUGGAAGGCCCUCAGAACGGCUGGAACGACCCUCCUACCCUGAGCAGAGUGCCGAAGAAGGUUCCAGAGAACUACAGUCCUCCUGCUCCCAUCUUUUCCCCCCUGGGUGCCGGGGACCCCCAGUCCCAGCAGCCCCCCCAGUCCAUGGCCCCAGGCCAAGCCCAGAACCAGGCCCCAUACCAGGGCAUGCAGCAACAGCAGAUGGUCCCCCCACCCAUGAACCCUGGCAUGCCCAAGACACAUGGAGGGAAUGUGGAGGGAGCGCCCGGAGCCCCUACUGCAGAUGUCAUACAGGCAUUUCCGCUGCAGUCCAUCCCUGCUGAGCAGGUCACAAAGAAGCCCAUCCCUGAGGAGCACCAGGUCCUGAAGAACACCUUUGAGGGCCUCAUUCAGAAGUGCUUGGUUGCUGCCGCAGACCCCCAAACCAAGAGGAAGCUGGAUGACGCCAGCAAGCACCUUGAGGCCCUCUACGACAAGCUACGAGAGCAGACACUCUCUCUGGCCAUCGUACGAGGCCUACACAACAUGGUGCAAUGCAUCGAGUCUCGCUCCUACAUGGAGAGCCUCAACAUCCACACACACAUAGUGAGUAGCAGCAACUUCAGCGAGACGUCUGCCUUCAUGCCUGUGCUCAAGGUGGUGCUGACACAAGCCAACAAACUGGGGGUCUGAGCAGGAGGAGAGACCCUCCCCCACUCCUCUGAGUCUGGGGUGAGAUGGAGAAGGAUUGGGCAGGGAUUGAUGAUGUCAUAAAAAAAAGACCAGAAAGUCAAUUUGUGAGCCAGGUGGUUUUUUGUUGUUGUACUUUUUACCCCUUUUUUUCUCUCCAACUGGUAGUUACAGUCUUGUCCCAUCUCUGUAACUUCCGUACGGACUCGGGAGAGGCGAAGGCCGAGAGCCAUGCGUCCUAUGAAACACCACCCUGCCAAGCUGCGCUGCUUCUUGACACACUGCUCGCUUAACCCGGAAGCCAGCCGCACCAAUGUGUCGGAGGAAACACUGUACACCUGGCGACCAGUGUCAGCUUGCAGGCGCCUGGCCCACCACAAGGAGCCGCUAGAGCGCGAUGGGACAAGGAAAUCCCGGCCUGCCAAACCCUUCCCUAACCCAGACGACGCUGGGCAAAUUGUGCGCGGCCUCAUGGGUCUCCCGGUCACGGCCAGCUGUGACACAGCCUCGGAUCGAACCGGGGUCUGUAGUGACACCUAGACCGCUGCGCCACUCAGGAGGCGCGAGCCAGGUGUUUUAAUCAGCUCAUUUUAGUGGAAGUUCCAUUUGGCUCAGUGCAGAUAUUCUACUUCCUCAAGAAUCAUGAGAUUUAUGACAUCACUGUUGGAUUCUUCAUCCCAUUCCAGACGCUGAGUCCCCUCCUCCCCUUUUACAACUUGAACACAAGCCAUGCCACCAGUAUCACAACAGUACAGUAGACAUAUGAGGGAAAAAGGACUAAGAUAUAUUGAUAUAGCCAGUCUUAUCAUUGUCACUGGGGUAAUAUGUUAAAAAGGAAUAUAUUUUAUGUUGUUUUAAGAUCUUUAUUUGUCAUUCUGUUUAAUUUACUUGUUUAUUUUCUGUGUAAUCAUGGUUUUCAGACAGCGCAGAGUGCAAUGGAGGUUCCUCCCCUUUUAACCAGAGACUGUAUUUUAGAACACAGAAACCAGACUGUACUUUAGAACACAGAAACCAGACUGUACUUUAGAACACAGAAACCAGACUGUACUUUAGAACACAGAAACCAGACUGUACUUUAGAACACAGAACCCAGACUGUACUUUAGAACACAGAACCCAGACUGUACUUUAGAACACAGAACCCAGACUGUACUUUAGAACACAGAAACCAGACUGUACUUUAGAACACAGAAACCAGACUGUACUUUAGAACACAGAACCCAGACUGUACUUUAGAACACAGAACCCAGACUGUACUUUAGAACACAGAAACCAGACUGUACUUUAGAACACAGAAACCAGACUGUACUUUAGAACACAGAAACCAGACUGUACUUUAGAACACAGAAACCAGACUGUACUUUAGAACACAGAAACCAGACUGUACUUUAGAACACAGAACCCAGACUGUACUUUAGAACACAGAACCCAGACUGUACUUUAGAACACAGAACCCAGACUGUACUUUAGAACACAGAAACCAGACUGUACUUUAGAACACAGAAACCAGACUGUACUUUAGAACACAGAAACCAGACUGUACUUUAGAACACAGAAACCAGACUGUACUUUAGAACACAGAAACCAGACUGUACUUUAGAACACAGAAACCAGACUGUACUUUAGAACACAGAAACCAGACUGUACUUUAGAACACAGAAACCAGACUGUACUUUAGAACACAGAAACCAGACUGUACUUUAAAACACAGAACCCAGACUGUACUUUAGAACACAGAACCCAGAGACUGUACUUUAGAACACAGAACCCAGAGACUGUACUUUAGAACACAGAACCCAGAGACUGUACUUUAGAACACAGAACCCAGAGACUGUACUUUAGAACACAGAACCCAGAGACUGUACUUUAGAACACAGAACCCAGAGACUGUACUUUAGAACACAGAACCCAGAGACUGUACUUUAGAACACAGAAACCAGAGACUGUACUUUAGAACACAGAAACCAGAGACUGUACUUUAGAACACAGAAACCAGAGACUGUACUUUAGAACACAGAAACCAGAGACUGUACUUUAGAACACAGAAACCAGAGACUGUACUUUAGAACACAGAAACCAGAGACUGUACUUUAGAACACAGAAACCAGAGACUGUACUUUAGAACACAGGAGAAAUGCAUGCUGAUAUUAUGUCUGGAAUCAUUGUCAGACUGUUUUAAGUGGGUAUUAUUAAUGUCAGGUUUAUGACGAGGGUACUGACUCUAAUAAUGGUGGUCAUGCCAUCAUGGGCUUAACGCCAUAGUUUUGAUUUGUUUCUUCUCUGUUCUUGUCUUCAGUAUGAUUAAGGCUGUAGGUGUUAAGUCUAUUUUAUGUCGGUAAGAAGAGAAAGACACUUUAAUAUUAAGAGUAGGACAUUUUUUAAUCGACAACAUGCAAUAUUUUCAAUAAAUAGUAUUUAUUUAAAACAUG
This is a messenger RNA of Salvelinus fontinalis (brook trout), 12888 nucleotides long. Its product is annotated as protein transport protein Sec31A-like. The coding region runs from base 6288 to 10463 and encodes 1391 amino acids. Gene Ontology annotation, biological process: endoplasmic reticulum organization; endoplasmic reticulum to Golgi vesicle-mediated transport; intracellular protein transport. Gene Ontology annotation, molecular function: structural molecule activity; protein binding. The transcript is spliced from 32 exons. Lineage: Eukaryota; Metazoa; Chordata; Actinopteri; Salmoniformes; Salmonidae. The record is from RefSeq and is a predicted model, not a curated record. Gene Ontology annotation, cellular component: endoplasmic reticulum exit site; COPII vesicle coat.